CAAAUUUAAUCGGCAGUGACAAGCGUGCGCCAUUGACUAGAUGCAAGGUAUAAAAGCCUUUGCUGAGGCACGCUUUCGACACACAUCCUGCGGCAUCGUCCAACCAAGCACAAUAUCCACACCUGAACGCGAUUCCUGCAGCAUCGAGUGUACUCGCAUACAACUCCAACGACAACCUACAACCAACAACUACAACAAUGAACAAAUGCAAACAAACACAGCUGAUGGUGGUGUCGCUGUCGCUGUUGCUUGUGCUGCUGUUGACGGUGACGGUGAACAACGUAAACGCUGCAGCAACCGUUCAAGUCUGUGGCUCGGCUCUGUCGGAUACACUUUUCCUUUACUGCAGGGGUCAAUUCUCUGGUCUACCAGUCCACAAACGAGGCUCACUGGAUCUCUUUGACUACGUCGAGCAGCAGCCCGGCAACGAGCUCGACCUGGACGACACCAUGACGCACCUCAGCCAUGGGCCAGCAGCCUCCUCGGUGCUGGCAACCAGACGAUUGCAUCGCGGCGUUGUCGAUGAGUGUUGCCGCAAGCCGUGCACCUAUGCCGAGAUGAGCAACUAUUGCCUGAACUAAGCGAAGUGCUGCGACCUCACAUGAUGCUGCUAUUGACAUGAUGCUUAAGACAUUUUAAUCCCUUGUUCACACACACAUACAAGUAUAUGUACUACUACUAACAACCAACCAACUACUAUUAAAGCAUACUUGAACAAUAAAUUGUUCUACAGA
Drosophila sulfurigaster albostrigata is the source of this 734-nucleotide messenger RNA. Its product is annotated as probable insulin-like peptide 5. The transcript is spliced from 2 exons. Lineage: Eukaryota; Metazoa; Arthropoda; Insecta; Diptera; Drosophilidae. Bases 198 to 581 code for a protein of 127 amino acids. Gene Ontology annotation, molecular function: hormone activity. Gene Ontology annotation, cellular component: extracellular region. The record is from RefSeq and is a predicted model, not a curated record.